UAUGGCCUAUUUUUGUAUUAUGUGAUUGUUAUAGUAUAUUUUCUUUCCUUUUCCAUAUAAAGAUCACGUUAAUUAAGCAUGUAGAGUCCGUUGUGUGUGUAAAAUCAUAGGCGCUUUUUUGCCGUGCUAGCCGUUCCCAUUCCGUACGGUUAGGUUAAGCACCACUAUUUUCAUUUGGGUAAUAUGCCACUAAAUCAUUGUGUGUGAAAGAAAAGAUGGUUAAAUAGAUUUAUGUUUUAACUGUUGAUUUGUGACAAUUUAAGUAAUUUUUAUACCAGUUGAGUGUUAUGUUGGGCUAUUUUGUAAUGAUGCUUGUUUAAUUAAGGUGUCAUGCCCUUUUGUCUUAGACUAGAACCUUUUGAGAUAUUUGCAGUAUUAUUCACUGUAUUGCUUUAAAACCUUUUGAUAUGUUAAGGUUGUUACAAUUAUAAUUGUUUGUUUACAGAGAUGAGUGUUAAGACAGGAAGCAUACUGUCCAGUCAUUUCAAGCCAAGUUAGACAGUGCAUGACUUCUUACGAAAUAAAUCCAUAAAGCAACUUGGGUCGUUUCGUUAUCUAUCUGUCAGCUAAGGACAGAACAGUAAGAAGUCGGUAGACGUCCAGCUUGAUUGGUGUAGUUUCAAAGCAGCAAUGUCGGAUUCAGAACAGAGUGAUAAACUGUUGAAUGACUUUUAUGAAUAUGAUGCUAAACUUGAUGACUCUGUAAAAGCAGUGUUAAAGAAAAUCGAUGAGAGACUAAAUGAAACAGACUACGUUUCACGAGUAUCUGCACAAUCUGGCAGAAGUACAAACUCACAAACCAGCUCAGCAAGAGCACGCGCCAAACUAGAAGCUGCAAAGGCUCGAAUGGAACUGUCAAAAAAGGAAUUGGAAUUGAAAACAAAGCAAGCGCUGAUACAAGAAGAAAAAACAGUUCGCGUUGCAAAAGCAGAUAGAGAGGAGAAGGUUAUUCAAGCCGAGUUAGAUCUCUUGAAUGAACAAAAGAUUUUUGCUGAGGCAGAAGCAGAAAAUGAAUUGUUUGAAACAAUCAGUGAGUGUGAUCUAGGUAGUUCUGUUGGAAUCAAAGAAGAGGAGUCGCAUGCUGAAAGAACAGAAAAUUACGUGCGUGAACAACUGCAUUAUGUUAAUGACAAAAAUCAAAAUGUGAACACUGAAGGAGAGCAAUCUGAAAUAAGACUCAAUCCUAGUGCUCAAGUUUAUACUCCGAUACAGUCUGCAGAUAUGUUUAAAGACUUUGGUAAAUUUCUUGUUAAAAAAGAUGUAAUGUUACAAAGAUUUUCUAAAUUCAAUGAUGACCCAACCCAGUACGUAAUUUGGAAAAAUACUUUUAAGAACGUUGUUGGGGAAUUAGAGUGCACACCUAGUGAAGAAAUUGAUCUCCUGAUGAAAUGGCUCGGUCCAGAGUCAUCCCAACAAGCAGGCAAUUUACGAGCAGCAAACUGUCACGAUCCAGUCAUAGGUCUAGUGAAGAUUUGGGAAAGGAUGGAGGAGAGAUAUGGUGCACCGGAAAUGGUUGAAGAAAAGCUGAGAAAAAAGCUAGAGGCCUUCCCGAGAUUAGGCAAUAAAGAUUACAAGAAACUAUACGAACUAAGUGACGUUUUGUCAGAGAUAGAAAGUGUGAAAGAGGAACAAUUGUAUGCAAAUAUUGUAGGGGUAUUUUGGCUCACCUAUAGGGUGUAG
Molecule: messenger RNA, 1680 nt
Organism: Ruditapes philippinarum (Manila clam)
Lineage: Eukaryota; Metazoa; Mollusca; Bivalvia; Venerida; Veneridae
Exons: 2
Coding region: 631-1680 (349 amino acids)
Source: RefSeq, a predicted model, not a curated record